Gongylonema pulchrum is the source of this 426-nucleotide messenger RNA. The record is from the annotation of a GenBank genome assembly. Lineage: Eukaryota; Metazoa; Nematoda; Chromadorea; Rhabditida; Gongylonematidae.
GAUGAACGAUUUGAAAAUAUCCUUGAAAUUUUGGAUAAUCGAUUGGAUAGAAGUCGACAUACUUCCGAACGAUCCGCAUUAGCAGGUCGGCAAAGGCGUUGCUUUGCGAUUAGGGAGGGCACGGACCAAGUUAUUGAUAUGUUGCGUCGUGGUUAUGACGAGCUAUUGCAAGACACACAGGAAACGGCUGAAGAGGAUAAAAAAGAACUGCCUCAAGCCAGGCUUAUAUUCACGGCGAAUCGAGGAUUUCAUUUUUCGAUUCCGUUCGCGGACCCAGUAGCCAAAGUAGAACUGCCAGACCAUUUCAUUGAAGUUGCCAGGCAUCGCGCCUCUAUAUCGUUCACCACACGAUCACUUGUCCGCUAUAAUGGUAUAUGUUCCUUAAUUUUCAUCUUUUACAUAAAGGCCGUUAGAUUUGUUGUUUGA